AUGGCUCUUCUUUCCAUCUUUUCCGCCGCGCUUCUGCUUCUCGAUUCUUCGACUGCUCAAAUCAUUGCAGGCUUCCAAACAAGCAUCCGUCAAGUUCCGGACUGCGAUGCUCUUAUUGCAGCUGGACUAGUUAAUCGGGUGUUCUUUCCGCCUGAUUCGGAGUAUAACUCCAGCAUCGCAUCAUACUGGUCCGGAACCGUCCAGCAGCUUCACCCAUGGUGCGUCGUCAAGCCCGAGACAACAGAGGAAGUCUCGUCCGCCCUUUCAGCUCUCGUGAAGACGAGCUCAGCUGGCAACUGGGAUAUUGCUGUUCGGGCUGGCGGUCACUCUCACUACCCUUCCAAUAAUGUGGCUCAAGGCGUGACAAUUGACCUCAGCCGCAUGAAUGCAACAAUCUACAAAAACUGCAGUGGCACGGCAUCAACCCAACCAGGUGCCAGGUGGGGAUCGGUCUACAAGGAGAUUGAGAAAUACGGCCAAUCAGUGACCGGAGGACGCGAGGGUAAUGUUGGCGUCGGAGGUCUGACUCUCGGCGGCGGCGCCUCGUUCCAUACCGGUACCAGAGGCUUUGCCUGCGACGAUGUCAAAAACUACGAGGUGGUCUUGGCCAACGGGUCAAUCGCGAACGCCAACGCGGGAGAGAACCCAGAUCUGUUCAAGGCUCUGAAGGGUGGCAGCAGCAAUUUUGGUAUCGUGACUCGUUUCGACAUGCAGACGUUCCCGGCGGCGCACGGAGGUCUCUAUGGGGGCUUGUUGUUCAUGAGUUAUGACCAGAAGCAGGCUGUGAUGGAGCAGUUUGUGAGGCUCAUUGACAUCAACGAGGAUCAUCCAGAAGACACCGAGGUCGUCACCUUUACGUAUUCUGGGGAGGGGCCGCCCAUGAUUGCGAUUAAUGCCAUCAACACGGCUGGCAUCGCCAACUCAACCUCAUUCGCUCCUCUUGCAAGUAUUCCUGCCAUUAUCGAUGACAGAAAGCGGAAAACGUACGGCACCCUCAUCACGGACUAUGCCACAGCUGGAGGCAAGAGGAACGUAUGGUUCUCUCUUUGUUUCCACAACGACAUUGACAUGAUGACAAAGAUGUCAGAGCUAUAUGAUGAGCUACUUAUACAACUUCAGGCCCUAAUCCCCUCGCCUGAUCUCGGUCUUUCUGUCGUCAGUCAGCCCCUACCCAGGCACUUUGCGACAAAGGGCAGCGGCAACAACGUCCUGGGUCUCGAUACAUCUUUGACACAUAACUCGAUUGUUUGGCUCGUACAAGCCCAGACUCGCACUGGAGAACAAGAGGCGCUGGCUCAUGCCAAGCUGGCCGCUAUGACCGCGAAGCUCGAGGCUUACGCCGAAGCCAAUGGGAAGGCGACGGCAUGGCGGUACCUCAACUACGUGAACCCUGCCCAAGAUCCAAUCAGCACGUAUGGUGAGGAUAAUGUCAGGUUUCUGAAGGAGGUUGCUGCCAAGUACGAUCCAACCGGGGUUUUCCAGACUAGGAUCCCAGGAGGUUUUAAGAUUUCUAAGGUGGUGCUAUGA
Colletotrichum tamarilloi is the source of this 1527-nucleotide messenger RNA. RefSeq names its product FAD binding domain-containing protein. Gene Ontology annotation, molecular function: FAD binding. The transcript is spliced from 4 exons. The coding region runs from base 1 to 1527 and encodes 508 amino acids. Lineage: Eukaryota; Fungi; Ascomycota; Sordariomycetes; Glomerellales; Glomerellaceae. The record is from RefSeq and is a predicted model, not a curated record.